ACUUAAAAGUUAAAGUAUAAUACACAAACAAAACAUUUAUCCGCCACCGCUGCCAGCAGUGUUUCCUUUCCGCCAACCGCCGCGACUUAACUCAUUCUCGCAGCUGCUCUACGCCGACACUGUCGCUUCUUCCCGCCACCUCCGUCGGCGCUUCUGCCAGUGCUGUCUGCUUACCCUCAUCUGCAAACCAUACUUUUGGCUGUUUAGCAACAUAUCUAAUUGCAACAGGAAAUGGCCGGUCAAUCGAACUCACAACUCUCGCUUUUUUCUCCCGAAGAGGUAGAGUUUAUGGCAGAAGACGAAUUAGUAGAGAUUGUUCCAAAUUUAAAAAUGGAUUCUCUCAAUUUCAUAUCUGGGGAUUAUGGUCCAUUUUAUCCGCAGAUAGCUGCUCAAGUACCAUUGUGGUUAGCACUAGCUUUAAAGAAGCGUGGAAAAUGCACAAUUCGACCGCCUCAAUGGAUGUCAAUCGAAAAUUUGACACAAGUUUUGGAAAGUGAACGUGAUUCUCAUGCAUUUCAGCCAUUACCCUUUCAUUAUGUGGAAAUCUCCAGGCUUCUUUUUGACCAUGCACGUGAUGACAUUUCUGAUGUGUACAUGGUGCGAUCACUUACUGAGGACAUCAGAGACGUAAGGUUCCAUAAAGUGGAGACCAAUUUAGAGAAGUUUACGGCAUCAACAGUGACGUGGAAAAAUAUGUCUGCAAUGGAAGUGAAUAUAAUCCGUGCAUUUGCUGGGAGAGCGUUGCAGGCAUUUUACAAACAUGAGGAUGAACAGGUCAUGGCGGAUUCAGAUAGAACACAAGACCGACAGCAGCAAGUACCUAGUGUCAGGCAAAAACGAAAUCUGAAGCCUAGAUGAUUAAUCAUCAUCCAUUAAACAUCAUAUCCAUCGGAACGUGAGAAUGACUUUGGUAUGACACUACAGUCUACCGAAGAUACUUCCGUUGUUUUUGAUCUCGUUCGUUUGCUUGUUACAGUAAUGAAAUAACACAAUCUCUGUUGAUAAAUUUAUUUUGUGGUAAUCUCAGGGGAUCAAAACCAGGAAAAAGAAUCAAGCAAAAUUGGAAAACAGAAGUAGUUUGGUUUUUGUUUGAAUGGUUUAGCAUUAAUAUGUCAAUAUUAAUCCAGAUGAAUAUAAUUAGUUUGUUAAUUAUUUAGAGCAUCAUUUUUAUUGCUUCUUAA
Messenger RNA from Mercurialis annua (annual mercury), 1181 nucleotides. RefSeq names its product DNA replication complex GINS protein PSF2-like. Bases 232 to 858 code for a protein of 208 amino acids. Lineage: Eukaryota; Viridiplantae; Streptophyta; Magnoliopsida; Malpighiales; Euphorbiaceae. Gene Ontology annotation, cellular component: nucleus; GINS complex. The record is from RefSeq and is a predicted model, not a curated record. Gene Ontology annotation, biological process: double-strand break repair via break-induced replication; DNA replication. The transcript is spliced from 9 exons.